ACUACCUUGUCAUGGCAGACACAACACCGGCUGCGUUCUACACCCUGCUCUGCCUCGCCGCCGGCGUCGUCGUGCUCCUCAAGCUGACGAAGGCCGUCUUCUCCCGGCGCGGCGCCGGCUUGAACCUGCCUCCUGGCCCAUGGCCGCUGCCGGUCAUCGGGAACAUGCACUCCCUGCUCGGCGCGCUGCCGCACCACGCGAUGCGGGGGCUGGCGCGGAGGUACGGCGCCGUCAUGCUCCUCCGCCUGGGGCACGUCCCCACGGUGGUGGUCUCCUCCCCCGAGGCGGCGCGGGAGGUCAUGAAUACCCACGACGCCGUCGUCUCCGAUCGGCCCCUGUACGUCACCGCGAACAUCCUCUCGUACGGCGGCCAGAACAUCGCCUUCGCGCCGUCCGGCAGCCGGCACUGGAAGGAGCUCCGGCGGCUCUGCGCCACAGAGCUGCUGAGCCCCAAGCGCGUGCUGUCCUUCCGCCCCAUCCGGGAGGAGGAGGCGGCGAGCCUGGUCCGGUCCGUCGCGGCGUCGCCGGUCGCGAACCUCAGCGAGAGGAUCAAGGUCCUGAUGAACGACAUCCUGAUGAGGUGCGCCAUCGGCGACACGUGCCCGAUGAGGAACGAGUACAUGGCGGGGCUGGACGAGGUGCUCAAGCUCCUGGCCGGGUUCAACCUCGUCGACCUGUUCCCGACGUCGCGGCUCGCCAGGACGCUCGGCGCCGGGUCCCUGCGAGCUGCAAGGGAGGUGCACGACAGGAUCCAUGGCAUCGUGCAAGCCAUCAUCCAGGACCAUGAAAGCAAGGUAGCCAACGACGACGGCGAUGGAGGUGGUCGCCGGGACGACAUUCUCGACGCCCUCCUACGGCUUCAGCGAGACGGUGGGCUGGAGACCCUCCUCACGACAGAAGUUGUCUGCGCGGUGUUGUUCGAUGUUUUCGCUGCGGGCUCGGAGACGACAGCAACGACGACCAUAUGGGUCAUGUCGGAGCUUGUGAGGAACCCGGCCGUGAUGCAGCGAGCGCAGUCAGAAGUUCGGCAAGUUCUCCAGGGCAAAACAAAGGUGGCGGAAGCAGACAUCCAAGGGAAGCUCCCCUACCUCCAAAUGGUGAUCAAGGAGACACUAAGGAUGCAUCCUCCCUUACCUCUGAUUCUUCCGAGGUCUUGUGCUGAACCGAUUAAGAUCAUGGAUCACGACAUACCUAAGGGUACAACGGUGUUUGUAAAUGCAUGGGCGAUUGGUAGGGACGACAAGUCAUGGCCCAAUGCAAACGCGUUCAGGCCAGAAAGAUUCGAAGAUGGCGUGAUCGAUUUCAGUGGUGCGGACUUUAAGUUCCUGCCUGGAGGCGGCGGUAGAAGGAUGUGUCCUGGUUUGACGUUUGGGCUCGCCAAUAUUGAGAUAGCCCUUGCAAGUCUCCUUUACCAUUUUAAUUGGAAGCUACCGAAUGGAGCAAGUCCCUGUGAUCUAGAUAUGACCGAAGCAUAUGGCAUCACGGCACGCCGGAAGACUCAACUCUUGUUGGAAGCUACUCCAUUCGUUUCGAUAGACCAAUGAAAGUAUUUUUAUUUUUAGGAUUGAGUUUCUUUAUUGAUUCCAUUUUGAAUCUGCCGCUACUCUCCCUUUCCUAUAUAGCAUGGUUUUAGAUUGCAAAUCUGUACCAUGUUUAUGCACCUGAUGCGAGAUUGUACGAUGUUCUUGUUAUUAUCACAAAAUCUGCAAAUAAUAAUAAUAAUUGUAUAUGCGGUCA
Panicum hallii is the source of this 1737-nucleotide messenger RNA. Its product is annotated as ent-cassadiene hydroxylase-like. The transcript has 2 exons. Gene Ontology annotation, molecular function: heme binding; oxidoreductase activity, acting on paired donors, with incorporation or reduction of molecular oxygen; monooxygenase activity. The record is from RefSeq and is a predicted model, not a curated record. Bases 12 to 1544 code for a protein of 510 amino acids. Lineage: Eukaryota; Viridiplantae; Streptophyta; Magnoliopsida; Poales; Poaceae.